GGGAGCAUCUGACGCAUCAAACAUGAUGAAGACUGAGCCCCCGUCAGCCACGGGGGGGAAUGGGGCCUCCAGUGGAAACAGUGGCAGUUCCAGUCUGCGAAGUCCCUCCCCCCACAGAAACGCCUACGAGGCAGGCCUGGCGGCGCUGAAAAGGGCCACCGACCACCUCAACAACGCCGCUAACGGAGGCGCUGACCCUGCCUCAAAACCCGCUCUCCUGCCCCGCCCGACUGGGAGGGGCCGGAAGUAUGGCUCAAACGUUCACCGCAUCAAGAACAUGUUCAUGCAGAUGCAGUCUCCAGGUGAUGAGGAGGACGGUGCCAAAGUGAUAGGUGAGGAGACUCAACUAAAACUGUCUAUUCCAAGGGCCUCUAGCCUGAAUGAGAACGUGAACCACAGCGCCCUGCUGAAACCUGGAGGUACGGUCUCAGAAAGGGUGAACCGUUUUGACUCUAAAUCCACUGGAACAGAUGGAGUCUCGUCUAUUGGUCUCUCUAAGCUCCAGGAGACCAGGAGGAUCUUUGAACAACGAACUCUACAGGAGAAGCAAGCCGCUACGAACCGCAUCUUGUUGAAAAAGGAACGGGCGUCAGGUUUCCAGGACAGCCGUCUGGACGUUGUGGCUCGCUUCAACGGGUCUACUGAAGCCCUGGAUCGACUGGAUGAUCCCCCGGCUCCCAUUCCUGCUGCUGUUCCCUCAGCUACCGCUUCAGUUGGCUCCAAAGACGCUGUCAGCCCUACUGUGAGCCAACUGAGUGCUGCGUUUGAGAAGUGUGACCUUCAGAACAAUCUCCAUGUCCCAAAUCAUCGGUCUGCCCCUGCCUUGGCACCAAAACCCAAGAUUCCCGCCAGAGGCAAUAAACCAGAGCGGAAGGUGCCCUCUCUUGGUCAGGAGACCAAGGCAGAAGUAAACGCAGGAGUUACAAGCACCCAGGCAGCAGAGCGUCAAAGGAGUACAGAAGUUCUGGUCACAGUAGAAAAACCCGAUGGGUUUGGACAGUCAAGUGACCAGCUCUCCAACUCGCUACCAUCCUCGGUAACUGGUGCUUCCUCCCUGUCUGAGGAGUCCGGUGUCCAGCCAGCAGUGACUGAAGACCAAGGGUCAGCUACGGCUGCGGCCCUUGAGGCGGAGCUUCCUUCCAGAGAGCAGGACGUCUCAGCUGGUGCCUCUGAGACCGAAGGGACGUUAGUGGAGGCUGAGGUCCAUACCACUCUGGAAACAGGAGCGAACGAGCCAACUUCCUUUGAAUGGAGAGGCGAUGAAGAGGAGGACAAUGAUGAGGAUGGCUCGAGGAAGGAGGAUUACUCAGAGGGAGAUCUGGUAGAUGUCAGCGCGUACAGUGGGCCUGGAGAAGAGGAGGACUCUGGGGGAAGUCAGCUAGAUGAUGAGGAUGAUGAAGAAGACGAGGAGCCAUACCAACCGGAGAGUAGUUGCUCUGAAAUCCCCGGCCUCCCUGAUGAAGAGGAGCCAGUACCACCCAGCAGGAAGAUCGGCUUCAGCACAGAGCCCAUCAAAGUCUUCACCACCUACUCUAACGAAGAAUACGAUCGAAGCAAUAGUGACGUCGACCCCAUGGCGGCCUCGGCCGAGUACGAGCUGGAGAAGCGAGUGGAGAAGCUGGAGCUGUUUCCUGUCGAGCUGGAAAAAGACAGUGAUGGUCUGGGGAUCAGUAUCAUUGGCAUGGGGGCAGGAGCUGACAUGGGCCUGGAGAAACUGGGGAUCUUCGUUAAGACCGUCACUGAGGGCGGAGCUGCUCAGAGAGACGGCAGGAUCCAGAUGAAUGAUCUGAUAGUGGAAGUUGAUGGGACCAGUCUGGUGGGUGUCACUCAGAGCUUUGCUGCCUCUGUUCUCCGCAAUACAUCAGGCAAAGUCAGGUUCCUGAUUGGCCGAGAAAAGCCCGGAGAGCAGAGUGAGGUGGCUCAGCUGAUCCAGCAGACUCUGGAGCAGGAGAGGUGGCAGAGAGAGAUGAUGGAGCAGAGAUACAAGCAGUACAUGGACGAUGAUGAAGAGACUGGUGAAUACGCAACAGAUGAGGAAGAGGAGAUGAGUCCAGUGUUUCCAAACUCCAUCGAGGUUUUUGACCUGGCAGAAAACCAGGACAUGUCUCCAGUGGAGCUGGACCCUGAGAAGCUGGCCCACAAGUACAAGGAGCUCCAGAUAAAACACGCAGUAACCCAGGCAGAAGUCCAGCUGCUAAAGAGGAAGCUGGCUCAUGCAGAGCAGGAUAAGUUGCGUUGGCGGAUGGAGCGCGCUCAUUUGGAGCAAAACAUAAGAGACAGCAAAGAGAGGAUGGAGAAGCUCGAAGGAUACUGGAUGGAAGCACAAUCCCUAUGUAAGGCUGUGGAUGAACACCUGAAGGAAACCCAGGCCCAGUAUCAAACCCUAGAGAGGAAAUACAACAAAGCCAAGAGAAUGAUUAAAGAAUACCAGCAAAAGGAAAUCGAACACCUGAAGAAGGAGACGGAUCAGCGACGUGCACAGGAAGAGAGUGAGGCUACACACAAAGAGGAGACAGAAAACCUACAGGAAAAGAUUACAGAUUUGGAGAACAAAGUGGAUGCCUUGAAGACCCCCAACCCUUCGUAGACUGCUGCUACUUCUUACCUCCUGUCUGUGACCGGAAGAGGAAGUGAUCUGCCUUCUUUCUGUCCAGAGCCAUAUUAUAUUCCAACCAACCAUUCACUGCACAUACAGGUAGCGAAAGGGGGAAAAUAAUAAGGAUGUAAAAGCAAAGUGAAACUGAAGAGUAUGGGAUGUGACGAAGAAAGAAGUAACCUCUCAUCUGAUAUCAGCCAGUGGUUCAACACUCUGUCACUACUUAAAAUAUCCCAGAAUGCAUCGUGUGUAAUAACCAGAAUCCUCCUUGUGUGUCUUCCUGUCAACCAGCUUGGCAAUCAACAAAAACACACUUUAUACUCUAUGGCUGAUUCGUUUUCCUCUCUUCAUCAACAGUAUUUCAUCAGGUUCUCUUCAUGGUUCAGAUUUACUUUUCUGAAAGCGCUUUUAAUCACCAGGCUUGUCACAAAGUGCUUUAUGGAGCGGCCGUGAUGUGAAAGAACUAAAACAAAAAAAUGUAAAAGGACUAAUGAUUGUUGCUUUUGAACCUGGUGGAUGUCUGAACCUGUUUCCCUCCCUGGUAAUUGGAGGGAGGUUAUAGAGGAUCUUUACGAAGAGGACAAGUCAUCUGUCUGUUCUCUCACACGGAUCAUUUGAUCCAGUGACUUGGACGAACGGCCAGCUCGUUUUCCCAAAAGCUUGAAGAGUAACAAAGUUUGGAAACGAAGAAAGCCACCACACAGCUGAUAGUUAAAUAACAAAUACUAUGAAACGAACUAAAGAACUAUGAACAUGCACUGUCUGUUACACUGUCUCA
Molecule: messenger RNA, 3374 nt
Organism: Nematolebias whitei (Rio pearlfish)
Lineage: Eukaryota; Metazoa; Chordata; Actinopteri; Cyprinodontiformes; Rivulidae
Product: neurabin-2
Exons: 14
Coding region: 23-2587 (854 amino acids)
Biological process (GO): neuron projection development; actin filament organization; calcium-mediated signaling
Cellular component (GO): cytoplasm; actin cytoskeleton; postsynaptic density
Molecular function (GO): actin filament binding
Source: RefSeq, a predicted model, not a curated record